This is a messenger RNA of Entelurus aequoreus (snake pipefish), 1915 nucleotides long. RefSeq names its product transmembrane protein 230-like. The record is from RefSeq and is a predicted model, not a curated record. Gene Ontology annotation, biological process: synaptic vesicle transport. Gene Ontology annotation, cellular component: synaptic vesicle; endomembrane system. The coding region runs from base 32 to 511 and encodes 159 amino acids. The transcript is spliced from 4 exons. Lineage: Eukaryota; Metazoa; Chordata; Actinopteri; Syngnathiformes; Syngnathidae.
AAAUGAGGAAGUAGCCGACAGCAUACAGCGGAUGUCAACAUGGUGCCGUAGAGAUGGCGUCGAGCAUUUACGGACUUUUACGGCUCUUCUACCUCAGUUGAAGAUAUACAAUCCACGGGCGGAGGGAACUAAGAGCUGCUGUGCCACAAUGAAAGCGAACAGAGGCAACAUGCUGGAUGCCGGAGUUUUCAACAAGGUCAAAUAUUCAAGGCUGGCUGCGGAUGACGAUGGAUACAUUGACUUACAGUUUAAGAGGAAUCCACCAGCUGUCCCAUACAAGGCAAUCGCACUGGCAGUCUUUCUCUUUUCGGUUGGCUCCUUACUCAUCAUCUUCGGGGCUCUUCUUCUGUCUGGCACGAUUGAGGUUGAGCACCGAGACCGCACCAUCCCUGUCAUCAUCAUCGGGAUUCUGGUGUUUCUUCCUGGAUUUUACCAUUUGAGAAUUGCCUACUACGCCUCCAAGGGAUACCGAGGCUACUCCUACGACGACAUCCCGGACUUUGGCGACUGAGUGGAGAGACAGCCGUAUUUACAGUAUAUCCCUCAAGUAUUGUCCGCUAUUGUUUUUGUCCCCCCCCCCCCCCCUCCCAGAUUGUAGCAUACAAGAAUCAAAAGUGUCACACUGGUCAGACACAGCGCUGUUUAUCCGCAGGUGCAGGAUUUAAAAUCAUCUGUCUGCUGCGCCCCGUAUAGAAGCUUAGGAAACCUUGCUGACAGUGAACCAAAGUGGCACAAAUAACGCGGCUUCUUGCCUGCAUCCCAGCAGCUACAAUGUGUUCUAAUCUCAAGAAAGCUGAAAACAGGUUUGUGGACAACAAAUCACUGCUGAUGCGUUACUAUUACAUGUAUAUACUAGGGGUGUAACGAUACGUGUAUUUGUAUUGAACCGUUUCGGUACGGGGGUUCCGGUUCGGUUCGAACGAGUUUCCACGCGGACAUAUUAAGUAGCGUAACGCACGUUGUGUAAACAAUGCACACCGAGGCACAACACAUGGCAUGCUAGCAGCUAACGGGCUACGAUAGACUGACCAUACGUCCUCUUUUCACCGGACGUGUCCUCUUUUGCGGAGUUGUCAGGGCGGAGUUUCUUAAAUGCCUCAAAUGUCCGGCAUUUUGAGUUAGGGUUGCGUGUAUUUUCAACGUACGUUCAGGGUUAAGAAGGGGUUAAAAACAAAACAAACAGCAGCAUUGGUGAGGGAGGGGCAGAGACAGAGAGAGAGAGAGAGUUAAGAUAAACGCGCAUGCGUCGCCAGGCUCUGCUUUUUAUCCAUAGAUUUAUCACAUUUAAUUUUGUAUUAUCUAUAGCAGGGGUGUCAAAAGUGUGCCCCGGAGGUCAUUUGCGGCCCACAGCUAAUGCAUACUUGCCAACCCUCCCCUUUUUAGCGGGAGAAUCCCGGUAUUCAGCGCCUCUCCCGACAACCUCCCGGCAGAGAUUUUCUCCCGACAAACUCCCGGUAUUCAGCCGGAGCUGGAGGCCACGCCCCCUCCAGCUCAAUGCGGACCUGAGACUGAGUGGGGACAGCCUGUUCUCACGUCCGCUUUCCCACAAUAUAAACAGCUUGCCUACCCAAUGACGUCAUAACAUCUAGGGCUUUUAGAGAGCAGAGUGCACAACUGCGCACACAACAAGGAGACGAAGCAGAAGAACGAGGAAAUUACAGACAUGGCGACGCCGUCGACGAGCAAGAUGAAGAAAUACGCUUGCAAGUUCCAAAACGAAUGGAAACAACAAUUUCAGUUCAUCCAGGACAGUUUGAAGGGGAAGGUGUAUGUUGCCUGUAAAUUUUGUAGAACAGACUUCUCCAUUGAACACGGUGGCCGAAAUGAUAUACUCAUCAUGAACGGAGAAGUUAAACAGGACAAUACUGCCAUCUAAUGGAUAGCCACCGGAACACUGAAAUUCAAGUAUUUUUUU